AUGACACCAAAUCUCUUCCUCGCAACACAAACCCUCUUCUCACCCCACAAGUGGUUCAAAACGACCAAACACACACGGCCGGUCCGCACCACUGAACACUGGUCGUCCCCCGUACCUGGUCUUUAUGAGUAUAUUCCUGGGAGAGGAUGGUAUCUCAUCGCCACGGACAAAUCCCCUGCCGACUCCAAGGCCCCUGAUGGCACCCUGGAUACAGUCAAGAUGACGCAACCAGUACAAGUCAAGUACUCCAAAGUCCUAAAGAAACACCUUCUAGCCCCAGACUACGAGAUGCGGAAACGCCAUGGUCGGGUCAAGGACGCUAAUGGCAAGAGUGAAGAAGCCGGGUUUUUUAGACUAGAUGAUGGGAUUGCAUGGGUGAAGUGUUGGGAUGAGAAUGGAGAGUUUAUUCCGGGGCCGUAUAAACUCUGGACGAUUGAUAAGACAACUGGGGUUUUCAGACAUAUGGUUAAGGGUGAUGAUCCUAAGGGGAAUGGGGAAGAGAGAGAGGAAGAUACGCAACACCAUCACCGGAGAAGCCAGGAUUCCCGGAGCACACAGUAUUUCUCUGAUCGUGGCAGCCAGCGGGAUCCAGGGAGUGUGCCUAGUACCAGGGCGAAUAGUAUACAUGGACUGACGGUCAGCGCGUCGUCGUCGAAUCCCGGAUCGAGAGCACCGUCGAGACCGUCGAGCCAGAAGGGGAAAGACAGUCCGAAGAUUCCGCUGAGUGAGGCUACGACGCUGCUGAAUCCGGUUGCGGCGGAACAUGCUGCUGCACGAGCUAGUGCGGUGGGAGAUUAUGAAAGAUUGUGCCCAAGAGAUGCGAAUCGUGCAUAG
This is a messenger RNA of Lindgomyces ingoldianus, 834 nucleotides long. RefSeq lists its product as uncharacterized. The transcript is spliced from 2 exons. The coding region runs from base 1 to 834 and encodes 277 amino acids. The record is from RefSeq and is a predicted model, not a curated record. Lineage: Eukaryota; Fungi; Ascomycota; Dothideomycetes; Pleosporales; Lindgomycetaceae.